GGGGCGGGGCUGAGGGGGGCGGGCCUGGACCUGGGGAGUGAAGGAGAAAGCCGGGGCGGCUAGCCGGAGACCGGAGGUUUAGUAACUGGGAGCAGCAUGGCCAAGCCUUGUGGGGUGCGCUUGAGCGGGGAGGCCCGCAAACAGGUGGAUGUCUUCAGACAAAAUCUUUUCCAAGAGGCUGAGGAAUUCCUCUACAGAUUUUUGCCUCAGAAAAUCAUAUACUUGAAUCAGCUCUUGCAAGAGGACUCCCUCAAUGUGGCUGACCUGACCUCCCUCCGGGCCCCACUGGACAUUCCCAUCCCAGAUCCCCCACCCAAGGAUGAUGAGAUGGAAACAGAUAAACAGGAGAAGAAAGAAGUCCCUAAGUGUGGCUUUCUUCCUGGCAAUGAGAAGCUCCUGGCUUUGCUUGCCCUGGUUAAGCCAGAAGUCUGGACUCUCAAAGAGAAGUGCAUUCUGGUGAUCACAUGGAUCCAGCACCUGAUCCCCAAGAUUGAGGAUGGAAAUGAUUUUGGAGUAGCAAUCCAGGAGAAGGUGCUGGAGAGGGUGAAUGCAGUCAAGACCAAAGUAGAAGCCUUCCAGACAACCAUUUCCAAGUACUUCUCAGAACGUGGGGAUGCUGUGGCCAAGGCUUCGAAGGAGACCCAUGUAAUGGAUUACCGGGCCUUGGUGCACGAGCGAGAUGAGGCCGCCUAUGGGAUGCUCAGGGCUAUGGUGCUGGACCUGAGGGCCUUCUAUGCUGAGCUUUAUCACAUUAUCAGCAGCAACCUGGAGAAAAUUGUCAAUCCAAAGGGUGAAGAGAAGCCGUCUAUGUACUGAGCCCAGGGCUAGAAGGAAAAUAAAUGACUUAUACUUUUA
Messenger RNA from Tupaia belangeri chinensis (Chinese tree shrew), 855 nucleotides. RefSeq names its product proteasome activator subunit 2 (gene PSME2). Gene Ontology annotation, cellular component: nucleoplasm; proteasome activator complex; cytoplasm. Gene Ontology annotation, biological process: regulation of proteasomal protein catabolic process; regulation of G1/S transition of mitotic cell cycle; positive regulation of endopeptidase activity. The coding region runs from base 97 to 816 and encodes 239 amino acids. The transcript has 11 exons. NCBI's taxonomy places the organism in Eukaryota, Metazoa, Chordata, Mammalia, Scandentia, Tupaiidae. Gene Ontology annotation, molecular function: endopeptidase activator activity. The record is from RefSeq and is a predicted model, not a curated record.